UAGUAGUAGAAGAAGAGCGCGGCACAUGGCAGUCUGUCAGAGGGUUUAUUUUGGAUCAUGGCUCAAACAGACUCAGCAAAAGCGGCUGUCCCGUCCUAUUUAAAAGAGGCGCAGAUGAUUAAACAGGGCGCUGAGGCUCGGGUCUAUCGAAGCACAUUUUUGGGUCGCUCUGUGAUUAUUAAGGAGAGAUUUCCCAAGUUAUACCGCCAUCCGGAAGUGGAUGAGAAACUGACGCGCCGCAGAACAACACAGGAGGUGCGCUCCAUACUGCGCUGCAGGAGAGCCGGCAUCAGCGCACCGGUUGUGUAUUUUGUGGACUACGCCACACACUGCAUCUUCCUGCAGGACGUGGUGAACUCUGUGUCAGUGCGAGACCACAUCAGAUCGCAGCCGGACGGUCUGCAGACUCUGGCGGAGCGCAUCGGUGAAGUUCUGGCUCAGAUGCACGAUGAAGACGUCAUUCACGGAGAUCUGACCACCUCCAACAUGCUGCUGACCAGCGGAGGACAACAGCAAGACUUCAACCUGGUGCUCAUCGACUUCGGCUUGAGCUACAUCUCCGCUCUUCCUGAGGAUAAAGGAGUGGAUCUGUACGUCUUGGAGAAAGCUUUUCUCAGCACUCACCCCAAAACUGAGGCUUUAUUCGAGAGGCUUCUGAAGAGCUACAGCAGUGCCUCUAAGAAGUCCACUGCGGUCAUCAAGAAACUGGACGAAGUUCGGCUGAGAGGACGCAAGAGGUCAAUGGUGGGAUAGCAGUAAAGUGGUUUCAAUCAUUCAGGCUUAAAGGAUUCGUUCAUUUGCUGAAUAAAAAUUUCCACCAUCGAAGACUCUGUUUCCCAACCCUGUUCCCGAAGGCACAGCAACAGAACAUUUUUGAUCUCAACCUAAUCAAACACACCUGAAUCAACUCAUCAGAAGAUUAGAAAAGACCCCAAAAACCUGGAGUUAAUGGGUCAGAUAAGGGAGACAUGGAAAAUAUGUACUGUUGGUGUGCCUCCAGGAACAGGGUUGGGAAACACUGAUCUAAGAUAACUGGUCAAACUAAAAUUAAAAAGUACUCACUAUUUUUACUCAAAAAAAUAAGUUUGCUGUUUGUUCAAACUACUUAUUUCGCUGAAACUACACAAUUCUCAAGUGAUUUUUUGGGACAACUUCAUUUGCGUCCUGAAUAAAAAUGUUCAUCGUCAUCUAAGACAGUGUUUCCCAACCCUGUUCCUGGAGACACACCAACAGUACAUAUUUUGGAUGUCUCCCUUAUCUGAAACAUUAACUUCAGAAGGUUUUAUGCAAGUACGAGUAAAUAGUGCUGAAUGUAGAUUUUUGAGUGAGCAAUAGGUUUAAUUUCUUUUCAGCUAAAAAAAAUAAUGAAAUUAACAUCUUUGAUGCCUGGAGUAACGAACUUAAAACAUAUUUUGGAUGUGAACUAAUCCCUGCAGUUUGAUGUUGGACAUUUAUAAAGGUGUAUUUCUUUAUUGUAAUGAAUUUCGAUUUCUAACAUGUUGGUUAAACAGUGUUUUUGUGCUCAUUUUAGUGUUUCUUCUGAAUGGAAGUCGAGUUAAACUAAAUGUAGUUUAAAAUAAACUGUUGAACCCUAUUAACAUGCAUGAGAUGUAUUUCUCGCUGCAUAUGCAACCAAUAAAGAACUGGCUUCAGAA
Danio rerio (zebrafish) is the source of this 1655-nucleotide messenger RNA. RefSeq names its product TP53 regulating kinase (gene tp53rk). Gene Ontology annotation, molecular function: protein tyrosine kinase activity; kinase activity; ATP binding. Lineage: Eukaryota; Metazoa; Chordata; Actinopteri; Cypriniformes; Danionidae. Gene Ontology annotation, cellular component: nucleus; EKC/KEOPS complex. The record is from RefSeq and is marked validated.